AAUAAGACUAGCAAGGGCUGUCAGAGAAAACAAAUGGCGACAAACUUCAAUAGCAGCUGGAAAUUGGGAACCAAGAUGACUGCACUUGUCGUGGACGAUGAUUCAAUCAAUCAAACUAUUCACCACAGACUCUUGGAACAACUUGGGAUAGAAAACCACGUGGCCAGAAAUGGGAAGGAAGCUAUUGAUAUCCAUUGUUCGGGAAAAAAGUUUGAUCUCAUUCUGAUGGAUAGAGACAUGCCUAUCAUGAAUGGCAUUGAGGCAACAAGGAAACUCCGAGCUAUGGGCAUACGUAGCAUGAUUGCCGGUGUAUCAACACGCUGCGUAAAACAAGAAAUUCAAGAAUUUAUGGAAGCUGGCCUGGAUGAUUACCAGGAGAAGCCUUUGACGAGUGCUAAGAUCAUCUCCAUCCUCCAUAAGAUCGAUCACAGUGGCUCAAUUUCAUACUAGCUUACCUCUUUUAUGGUACUAUUUUAUAUGUGUGUAGUUUAACGUUAGUAGGGAGGUUAAUCUAUGCAUGGUCUGUUGUAGUUUUUGUGUUUGUGUGAGUCUCAUAUAGUCUAAGUCCUACAAUUUGGUGUUUGAUGUUGUAUUAAUGUAAUUAGCAGCAUGUGUUCUGCCAAGCCAAGUUCUUGAAUGAGAUUUU
This is a messenger RNA of Populus nigra (black poplar), 646 nucleotides long. Its product is annotated as two-component response regulator 24-like. Lineage: Eukaryota; Viridiplantae; Streptophyta; Magnoliopsida; Malpighiales; Salicaceae. The record is from RefSeq and is a predicted model, not a curated record. The transcript is spliced from 2 exons. Gene Ontology annotation, biological process: phosphorelay signal transduction system. Bases 34 to 450 code for a protein of 138 amino acids.